Molecule: messenger RNA, 15960 nt
Organism: Plasmodium berghei ANKA
Lineage: Eukaryota; Apicomplexa; Aconoidasida; Haemosporida; Plasmodiidae
Product: conserved Plasmodium protein, unknown function
Exons: 3
Coding region: 1-15960 (5319 amino acids)
Biological process (GO): vacuolar acidification
Cellular component (GO): RAVE complex
Source: RefSeq, a predicted model, not a curated record
AUGAGCAGAGCAUGUCACGGCAAUGCCUCAAAUAUACGCGAUAGUAGCGUGUGUUAUGAUGAAUACAAUAAUGAGGAUUUAUUGCACCUAAACAAAAAAAUAAAAAUAAAUAAAAAUGAUUUUUAUAAAAAUCCAAAAAAUGGAUAUAAAGAGCAUAAUUGUUAUGAACCGUUAAAUUCGUAUGAUAUAUUUCCUCAUGGAGGUUUGUAUUAUUACGAUAUAAUUAUUAAAGACAUUUUAAAAUAUGGAUUUAAUAAUAAAAAUAUAGCAUUAAAAUAUAAAAAACAAAAUGAAAAUUGUGAUAAUGAAAAUUAUGUUUAUUUGGGUGCCGGUGUGUUAAAGAAAGAACAAAAAAAUAAAAAACAUAGAGACAAAAAUAAAAUGGUUUUCAUAUUUUUUGUAAACGAAGUAUUGUUGAAACGUUUAAGAAGUAAAGAGAGAAAACAAAUAAGAUGGAAAGAAAGAGAAAGGCAUAAAAGAAAAAAAAAAAAUUUGGAAAGUACAUGCUCCCCAGAAAAUAAUGAAAAUAAUAUUUACUGUUUUGAAAUACCUAACAAGAAAAAUGAAAAUAAAGAUGAUAAUAAUAAUAAUAUUAAAAAUGAUCAAUAUCAUAAUAUUCCUAAUGGUGAUAUAAUAUAUAAUCCAGCACCCAUAAAAGAAGAUGAUGCAAAAUACCAAGAUAAAAAUAUAGAUGGAAUUUUCGUAAAACGUAAAAGAAAAAAAAGAUCCAAUAAUAGAUUAAAUGAUAUUACCUAUAUAUUAAAUGAAAAAAUUAGAAAUAAAAAUACGUUUGUAAAAACAAAAAGCUCUUUGUUUUGCGAGUAUACAUAUUUAAAUGAAGCAGGAGUAUGUACAGAUGUAAAUAGAAACCAAAAAUCAAUAAAUUUUGAAUCAUUUUAUAAUGAUCCUAAGAUAAUUGGUGGAAACACUACCCCAUUAACUACAAGUGGAUAUUGCAAAAAGGAUAAAACACUAAAAAGAUGCACCGAUUAUAGUGAUAGUAAUGAUUAUAGCGACAUUAGUGAUAGUAGCGACUGUGGUGAUAGUAGCUAUUCCAGCAAUUGUAGCGACGAAAGCAGUUUUUAUGACGACCUCAUGGAUCGAGGAGAGGAAGUUAGUGCACCCAAUGUAUACACCGACAAAAAUAAUAUAUUCCUAUUGAAUAUUUUACACCAUCAAAAUACAGUAUAUUCCGUUAAAUGGAAAGAAGGAAUAAGUGAAAAUGUUUCAAUCUUAGUUUCUAUAUGUUAUGAUGGAUAUAUGUAUAUAUGGAAAGAACAAACAAAUUGUGAAAAUAAAAUAACAUUUGUUUCUAUUUGCAGAAUAUAUAUUCUGUACUUUGAAAAAAUUGUAAGUAAUAUUAAAUGGUGUUGGGUAAAAAAAGAAAACGAAUAUGAUUAUUAUAAUUUUAUUAUGAACAACGUUACCACAUUUAAUGGAAAUAGUUCUAACAAAAUGAACAUAACAAAAAACGAAUAUUUAAUAGUAUAUGGUUGUAAAAAUAAAUCAUUUAAGCGAGCAAAUUUGGAUAUUACUCCCUAUAAAAUGAAAAAUAAAAUAAAGAAUUGUAUUUAUUUUAGCGAAUUUGAAAAUACAAGUGAUGAAAAAGAUUUUAUGAUAUUUUCAGUAUAUGCAAUAUUUAAUAUAUAUAAUAAUAAUAUUUAUAUAAAAAAUAUAUUAAACUAUGAGAAUGUUCCAAUAAACAUAAAUUUUAAUUAUAUUAUAAAUGCUAAGAUUGAAUACAACCUAUUAAAUACUUCACUAAUUUCGAUAUAUACUGAUGAUACUUAUAUCCCUAAUAAUGAAUAUAAUAUAAAAUAUGGUGAAUGGAAGGUAAAACGAGUUUGUGAUUAUUUAAAUAAUUUCUUAUUAAAUAAAAAUAAUUCUAGAAAUUAUUUUAACCAAUUAAAAAAAUCAUAUAUUUCAAAUUUUAUAAAUUUGUCUAGUUGCAGUGACUCAUCCUGUUCGUCAUUCGAUCAAAAUUAUAAUGAUGAAAAAAAUAAUCGAAGAAAUUCAAGAUAUAGUAUACACAAUCUUAACAAUAAUCCAAAUAAACAAGGAAACAGGAACAUCAAUUAUGAAAGCAAUACUAGUAGUACUAGAACUUCUGAAAAAAUAAAAGAAAGAAAUUUUAUAUUUUUACAGAAGCUUUUAAAUGUAGUAAACAAUUUGAUGCCUCCCUUUUCGUUAAAAAUAUCAACAAAAAAUUCAGAUUUUUAUAAAAUUAUUAUUAAACCAAAUGAUAUAUGGAUAAAAAAAAAGAAAAGUAUAGGUGUUCGUUAUAUACUUGAUUAUAAAAAUUGUGAAUGUUCCAAGAGUUAUGCAAAUAAAUAUUUUUUUUUGAACAAAGGAAAAAAAAACAUGAAUUCACAACUUUUUUAUAAUAUAGAUUUUAAUAAUAAUCAAAAUGUUCUUAUCAUGGUAAACAAAUUAAAUUGUAAAUUAUAUCUUUAUGAUUUUUCAACUUGCAUAAAAUUAAAACAAUGCACAAAUUUUGAUGAAUAUCCUUGUCAGGAAAUACAAAAUAUAAAAAUAGAUGAAGGUAUUGAAAAUGAUAAAUUUACUGAUACGAGCAUAAAGAGUUACAUAAACAAUCGAGAUGUAUCGAACAAUAUGAUUAGAGACGUCAAUCAUGAAAAUAAUAAUGAUGAAAAAAAGUCAAAACGGAAAGCACCAAAAAAAUUUUCUCUUAUAUGUUGCCUAAACAGCAUAUACAUAGACAAAUAUUAUAUUUUAAAAUACAAAAUUUACAAUUUUUUAAAAUUGAAAACACAUUUUAUUUACAGCUAUUCAAACAAAAUUUGUAAUUAUUAUGAGCAUCUCAAAGAAAAUAAAAAAAACACAAUUUCAGCAAAAGAAUUUUUAGAGAAGAAAAUGCUUAUUCCUUUAGUAUAUAAAAGUAAAAUGAUAGAAAAUUUGGAUUCCUUUUUUUUAUUAAUGUGUAUUGAUAAAAAUCGUGAAAAUAUAUUUGUGUUAAAGUCAGAAAAAAUUAAUAUUGUUCAGAAUUUAAAAAUGAUAUGCAUAUUUGAUGAAAAUAAAUGUGAGGAAAUCUCUAACUCCCAAAAUAAAGCCAUGCAUUUCAAUAUGUUAAACGAAAGAAAAAGCGAUACAAAAUGUGAUAUUAAUAACAAUUAUGAUGGUGAUAAUACCAUGGAAAACAAUAUAUAUUUAAAUAAAGUUAAACAAGAUAUAGCGCAAGUAGAAAAAGGUAGUUUUAAAAUUACAGAUUACAUGAUAAAAGAUUUUCAUAUAACUAGUAAAAAUGAUGAGAAAGAAAUUUUAUUAACCAUUAAAUAUACAUACACUACAAAUGAUUAUGACCAUAGUGAUAGCAAAAAAAAAAAAAAAAAUGCUUAUUUGCUUAUAAUAUCAACAUUACAGAUUUGUAAGGAUAAUUUUAUUUAUAUCAAUCUUAAGUUAAGAAAUAUGUUCACUUUUUUUAGUCCAAUAAAUGCCAAUUUUUUAUUCUCCUAUUUUUACCUAUCCUACCAAAAUGUAUAUAUCAUUGCCACAAAUCAUACGGAAGCAUCACAUACAUAUAAUCAUGACAUUUUACAAAAUAAUAGUGAUAAUAAAAACUUUAACAAGCAAAGGAAUAACUAUUUCAUUGAUUAUUAUGGAAAGCAUGAUGAGAUAAAUAAUAAAAAAAAGCAUAGCACAUUAAAUAAUAACAUUGACAAUUCUGAAAAUGUAAGCAAAAAUCGUAGCAGUAUUUUCUAUGAAAAUAAUUAUGAUAUAUUUAAAAUGGAAGAGGAAAACUCCCUUUUUUCAUUUGAAAGGAGGAAAAUGCAAACUGUAAAAAAUGGGCACAUCGUUUUAGUUAAUUUUGAUGAUACCGAUGGUAAUAAUAAUUUUGGGGAGGAACAUAUUGAGAAUAAAAAAAAACAACAAACAGAAAAUAAUGAUCAUGUAAACUACAAGAUAAAUAAAAAUUAUCAAAACAAAAAAUAUGUUGUUAAUUUCUAUCUUAUAUAUCCAAAUAAUGAGUUAAUUAUUAACUUUUUUCAAAUUCAAAAUAUAACUAAUAUUGUGCAAAUUUGUUUAUACGAUAAUUUCGUUUCACUGAUUACACACAAAAAAUUGCAUAUUUUUAAUUUCAAUAACAUUUGUAACAAUUUGAUUAGUGAUGAAGUACGUUUUUGUGAAUCAAUAAAUUAUAAUAAGAGAAAGGGAAUUGAUAUAAUAUCUCUCUCAUUUCCUAAAAUAUUGAGAAAUAAAAUAAAAAGUAAAAUAUUUAUGACUUGUUCAGGCGAAAAGGAUGUAUAUUUUAUUGUGGCUAGCUUUUUAGUAAAUAUAAAAAAAAUAAACAAGGGUAUUAAUAAUACCUAUUUGCACACACAACAAAUAGAAGAAAAAGGAAAUUAUUAUUACGCGUCAGUAAUUUUAUUCAAUAAUAUUAUGAAUAAGAACAAAUGGAAUAUUUUAAAAUAUAAAAAUAGUUAUCUUAUUUUUUCAAGGAAUAUAUAUUUUUUGGAAAAUAAUUUGCUUUUUUUGAAAAAACUGAGUUCUGAAUAUGAACAGACGGUAGUUAAUCGAGGAAUAUUGGUUGAAGAUGAAACGGAAAAGGAAGCAAUAGAAAGUUGCAAAGAUAAAAUAAUAAAUGAAAAAUCGAAACACCAUUUUCUUGUAGAUAACGAUGAAAAUAGUCACAUAAAUAGCCAUGGUAAUUCACUGUCGUUUCAGAAAAUAAAUUUGUUUAGAAAUUUUAAAAAAUAUAACAAGAGUAAAAUGAAUUCACAAUUAAAACGAAAAAAAACUCAAAGAAAGAAAUCAUAUAGGAUGUUUUAUCACCCAAUAAAAUUAUUGAAUUAUAUAAAAAUGGGUUUGUUUUCACAUGUAAAUGUCGCAUUAAAAUUAUUAUUAUAUAUAUUAUUAAAUAAAUUAUUUAAGAAUAAAAACAAGUAUCAUAUAAAAAAAGCAUGUUCUCUACAUUAUAUAUUUGACGAAAAAAAAAAAAUGGAAGUUUAUACAAAUUUGUUUGAAGAUAUAGCAUGUGUAAAAAAGUGUCAAUUCUUAUUCGAUUUAAAUGUCAUUCAUGUAGAAAUUGAGAAACUAUAUAAAAAUAAUGAAAAAAAAUAUUCUUGCAUUUCAAUGGGAGAAAUGAAUAUCGAUGAAAACAAGUUAAUGAAAGAAAAUGAGAAAGCAAAAAAAGAGGAUAAUGAUAAAUCGAUAUUUUUUUGGGACAACGAUGCGGUUUCGCUAGACGAUUUUAAUUUAUAUUCAGAUGACAGCAAUUUAGAAAAGGAAAAAAAAAAAAACUCAGAGGGAUCUAACAAUGAAGAUAAUUCUUCAUCCUCGAAAAAUAAAAAAAAUAUUUUAAAAAAAAAAGAUGAUAACACAUUUAGCAGUGACGAAUGGGAAGAUGAUGAAGAAACAAAAAAUGAAUUUUCAAAAAAAGAGCACGGAGAAUAUGAAAAAGAAGAGAUAAAUUUUAAAAAUUAUUUAAAAUAUUCAAAUGUACUAAAUUUACAAUUAAAAAUUGAAGAAAUUAAAAUGCUUCAAAUUUUGAUACUUCAUAUGAAUAUUCCACAUUUAAAUGACUUUUUCCAAUUGUUGCUUUUUUGCAUAUUAAACAGUUUUUACUAUGCUUUAGAGUGUGAAACUAAACCAAUAGAUGACAAAGAUUACAAUAAUAGUGAUAUGGAUAGUGAUAACAGCAAUAGUCAAUCCUCUUAUAAAUCUGACAAGAAAAAUAAAUCAGAGUGUCAUUGUGAGAUGUUUAAUUUUAAUAUAAAAAAAGAAAUAAUUAAAACUGAUCAUUUUUAUAUAUUCAACUAUAUAAAUGAUAAUAAAGAAACUGAUAUUUCCUCAUCCCUUAAUAAUUUUGCUCAAGUUGUAUCAUUUUUUUCCCGCUUAUAUAUUAAUUGUUAUUUUUUACUUAACAUACAAAUAGAUAUACAUUAUUCUUAUUGUUAUUUCCUUUAUUUUAUAAAUCAAAUGGUAGGAAAAAAUAUAUACAAAUAUUUGGAAAGUUUUAUAACCAAUUAUAAAUGUUUUUUUAUUAUGAAUGUGACAAAAAACGAUCUUUUGAGUGUAGAUUUGUUUAAUCCGAUUUCUAUUUCAGAAGAAAUAAAUCGAAGAAUGGAAGAAAGGAAACGGAAAAUAAAAGCAGAUAACACAUAUUAUAAUCAUAUGGGACGUGGGCGAAGUGUAAUAAAUAAUUCGAGCCAAUCAACCAAGAUCCAAUCAUGUAUUGAUAUACAUAAUGAUGUAGAAGAUAGUUUUGAUAAUAAUUUAAUAAAAAAAGUAAAAAUAAAAAAGAACGAUGUGAAACGAGUCGGCUUUAAGGCUAGUGAUAGAAAUGACGAAGAAAGUCGAGAAAAUGCGAAGGUUUUCGAGGUAAUAUUAAACAAUAUUGAGAUAACGAAAAGAGAAUUUUUUGAAUCAGAGACAGAUAACAUAUUAAAAUAUAGUUUGUUUAAUUUAUUUAAAGAUAUGAACAUAUUUUAUUAUAUGCAUAAUAAGGAAAUGUUAUUUUUUAUACAUGAUGUAUUAGUAAACAGAGUAAUAAAAAAAAUAAAUACAAUAAAUAUAGAUGAUAAAGAAAAAAAUAAUGAAUUCAAUGAAUGUAUGGAUUUUUUAGCAUUAUUAUAUUUAGCAAAAAAUGAAAAACAGAAAUUAAUGGUAUUUUACAAAAUAAAAAAACAAAAUAAAAUAUAUGAUUUUUUAUCUAACGAUUUUAAAAUACAAAAAUGGAUUAAUGCAUUAUUAAAUAAUGCAUAUAAAUUAAUGCAAAUAAAAAGAUAUUAUUUGGCUAUAGCAUUUUUUAUAUUAUUAGGAGAUGUAAAAGAUAUUGUAGAUGUUAUUCACCAAUAUUUGCGUGAUACACAAUUAGCAAUUUUUAUUAUAAGAUUGAUAUAUUUUUCAUAUUGUGAAACAGAUGAAAUAUAUAAUAAUGCAAUUGGUUGUAUUAAUAAUGAACAUGAAAUGUUUAAAUAUAAUCCCAUUCUUUCAAAAAACACAGGUUCUCAAUCUAAUGAACAAAUUGCAUCUUUGAGUUUACAACAAAAUGAAGAUAAUGAAAAUAGUGAUAUUAGUAGUAAUGUCAGUUUAAGGAGUAUUAGUAUAGCAAAUGAAAGUAUAUCUAAUUUUGGUGGUUCUAUACAAGAUGGAAAAAAUAUAGAAAUACUUUCAAAUUCAAAAGAGAAUAACAAUAAAACUGUUAAAGAUAGUGAAAAUUUUGAAAACAGUAUAGCCAACUUUCUCCCCAAAUAUUUAAAUUAUAUAUUUCAAGUUAAGCUAUUCAGAGAGAAAAAAAAUGAGUUUGAUAUGUGUGGGUAUACUAGCAUAGAUAGUGAAAGUAGUUGUAGUGUUUAUAAAAAUGAAUAUUAUUAUGAAUUGAAUAAGAACAAAAAUGUUAAUAAUAAAAAUGUUUAUUUUAAUAUUAUUAAAUUUAUUAUUUUGGAGAAAUAUGAAGAUGCUUAUGCAGAGUGUGAAAAAAGAAAAACAAAUGAUUUUAUGCAUAUUAUGAUAAAAAAUGUUAUAAAAAAUAAAUUAUUUAAGAAGGAUGCCAAAAAUAGUGAUAAACAAAAUCAGAAUAUUAAUAACCAAAUAAAAAAUUCAGAUGAUGUUUCAAAUAAUUUUAAUGUUAAACUUGACCUUGCUGAAUUUUAUUUUUGUUCUCAAGAUUUUUUAAAAAAAAAUAUGUACAAUUUAUCUUUUAUUUUUUAUUUUGUUUUUUUUUACAAUACAAUGAAAGAAGAGGCUCAAUUGUGGAAUAUUCCCAACGAGAUAAAAACAGAACAUUUAAUAAGUUCAAAUAACUUAUUUCAGUUUUUCAAACAACAUAAUCCUCUGUUUGUUAUACUAUUUGAGAUAUAUAUAGAAAGAUAUAUUAUUAAAAACCGAAAUAUAUUUUCUAUGCUUUUUUUUUCAACAAUUUAUAAGCAAAUGUGUUAUAACAUUUUAUUAUAUGAUAAUUUUUAUCAAAGUGAGAAAAAAAAAAUAUAUAAUAACGAUACGGAUAAUAUAUGUGUUAAUUUUUUGUCACAUAUCAAAUUAUUAUCAAAGUUAAUAUAUUCGAUAUAUUUUAGAAUAUACAAUAAUAAGAUUCAAAAUGAGAAUUAUUUAAAUAAUAUUCAUCAAAGUGGUGGUAUAUAUAAUAGUGAAGAGAAUGUUACACAUGGUGGUUGUUUUUUUUUAAAUUAUAAUGGAUCUAGUUUUAACGGCGAUUCUAAAUUUAAGGGUAUCUCGGAAAUGCACCGACGACAUCCUUCGUAUAGUGCACUACUAAAUAAUGAAGAUAUAAAUUUAUUUAAAAAUCUGAACACGCCAAAUAAUAUAAUGGGAAAAUAUGAUUUAUAUUAUGGAAACUCGUUAGAAUGGGAAAAUGAAAGUGAAAACAAGAGUAUUGUUAUUCCUUUCAUAAAAAAAAUAAAGAAUAUAGAAUAUGUAGAUAGUUUUGGAAAAAGACAAAAUAUACAUAUUUUUUUAAAUAAUUUUUUUAACAAACUUACAUACUUAUGCAAUAAGGACAGCAAAUAUGUAAUAAAUUCAUUUAUAUUAUAUGACAAUUUUUGCAACGAAGAAAAAAAAGAAAAUAACUGGUGUAUCGAAGAAUACCAUAUAUCCUUAAAUAAAUAUAAUAACAUUUUAAAUAACUUCUUUACAUAUAUUUUCUAUUUAUAUAUUAUUAAUGAGAAGAAAAAAAGUGAUGUUAUGAUAUUUAUUAUAAAUAAUAUUACUUCUAUUUUUUUUAUAUAUAUAAAUGAUAUAGUAAGCAUAAUUUUUAAUUUCUUAAAAAAAAAAAAAAAAUCUUUGUUAUAUUUACAUGUUCCUUUUCUUCAAUUGAUUUUCCUUCGAAUAAUUUUAAGCAACUAUUUUGUAUAUGAAAAAAGACAAGAUAAAAUGGCAAAAAAGAGAAAUAGAAAUAACUUAAAAAUUGAGGGUUAUAGUAACAUUUCAAAAAGCAAUACAAAACUUGAAAAAUCAGAAAAUUAUGGAAAACGAAUGAAUGAAUCUAACUUAAAAGUAAAAAUGGAGAGUUCAAAAUGUCAUAACACAUAUAAUGCACAAGAAAAUAUAUUUUUUUCAAAAAAAAAUAUUUCAGAUAUAAACAAAAUGGGAAUAAAAAUUAAUGAAAAAUAUUUUUUUUAUUAUAUCCAUUUGAUUGAUUUAUUUAUAUGUUAUAUCAGUGUAAUGGUGAUAUGUAUAAUAAUGUUAAAAAAAUAUUAUCGAUUUUUUGAAAACGUUGGUGUUGAAAUAGAUAAAGAAAAUAGCAUGCGAUUUGAUGGAAAAGCUAACAAAAUUAAUAAGGAAGAUAUAUAUGGUCAUAAUAAAAGACAAACCCUAAAAAGAUUAUUCGGAAUUUUACAUUUAUUUUUAAAAAAAAUAAAAAAAAUGAACUGGGAUGUUGAAAAUGUUUAUAAAAGAAAAACAUCCAUCACAACAGCGCUUUUGAAAUUUAUAAAAAAAAUUUAUUUGUGUAAAAAAAAAAUAAAUAACAAAAUUAGAUGUAUAUAUAAAGGAAAUAAUAAAACAAAGCAACCUAGUGGGGUUGAAAAAUGUUUGUCUGAAGAAGCACAAUUUUUUUAUAAAUAUAAUAAUGAAUGUACAAAUGAGUUAAUUGAAAAUAUAGAAAAAAAUGUAACAAAAAAAGGAAGCAUUGUUUCAAAUUCAGAAAAAGGAAUAAAAAACGAUAGUAAGAUGGUUGAAUCUGAAAAAAUGAAUAAUGAAAACAUUUUACAAAAUAAAAAUUUGGAUGGUUUUGUUAAUGGAAUGGAUCAUCAAUCUAGUAUAAAAUCAUGUGGGUAUUUACAAAAAGUAGACAAAUAUUCAUUUUCUGAAGUUUUAUUUGAACGUUUUUGUAUUACUAAUAUUUUUCUUUCAAUUUUCGAGUUAUUAAUGAGCAAUUUUCAAAUUUUUGCAUAUAAAUCGAAUAUAUUUACCUGGACCAUACAUUUAAAAAAAGAAUGGGAAUUGAAAAAAACAAAAAGAAAACGAAUAAUAGACCAUUUGUCUCCAAUAAAUAAAACAAAAAUAAGUUAUAUUGGAAAUAAAUUAGAUAAUAAUAUAAAUAAUCAAACUAAAUCUAACUUAAAAUAUGCAAAUUUUGUAUCUAUAAAUUAUAACGGAGCAAAUAAUUAUAUACAUAUAUUUUAUUAUAAAACAUGUAUAAUGCUUGGAGUUUUAGAAAAUAUAUCAAAUUUUAUAAAUAAAUAUUUUUUCCCCAAAUUAAAAUUAUUACUAUAUAAGUCAGCAUAUAAUGUAAAAAAUACACUAUUGACAUUUUUGUCAUUUCCAUUUUUUAUAAAUAAAAUAAAAACAAAAACACAUUUUAUAACAUGUGAACAUUUCAUAGAUUCCCACAUUUCCUAUUAUUAUAACAAGGAGUUGUAUUUUAUUUGGAAAUUAAAUAACUGUACAUAUAGAACGUUUAUUUUAUUUUUCAACAAAUAUUUUUAUUCAUAUAACAAUUAUAUGAAUGAUCAAAUACAUUCUUAUAAAGAUAAAUUAUUAAUGAAUAUUACAAAAAAUAAUUUAAAACUAGACAUAACCCCAAAUGGUAUUUGUGAUAAUGUUGAAAAUAAAGAUGAUAUAUUUUGUGAAAAUAAUUUAAAAAAAAAUGAACUUUCAUAUAAUAUGUAUGAACAGAAUUUGACUCAAAAAUAUAAUCAGCAAAUAGAAAAUGAGAAAAAUGUUUUUAUUAAUUGUAAAGUUAAUAACCCACAUGAUGAACAAGUUAACGAUUUAUAUGAAUAUUCUUACCGAGAAAAUCAGUAUAAUUAUAAUUAUAAAAAAUUUUAUGAUUUAUAUAAUAACGGAUUUCGAAUUUGUGAAAAAAAUUAUUUGAUUUUUCCAAAUGUCAAUAUGGAAAAAAAUGGCGCAGCUUAUAAUCGAUCCAACUUUUUAUUUAAGAAAUCUAAAAGUCAAGAUAAAUUGUUUACUUUUACAUCGCGAAUGAAUUUUUUUAAAAAAUUUAGAAAAAAUACCAAAGAAAGGGAAUAUUUAAUAAAAGAAGAAAAUCAAAAAAAUAUAAAUCAAAACUAUAUGGCUAGUAACAGUACGAACAUGAGUCCUUCUGGUACACACGUUACCUCAAAUGAUACAUCUAAUAAAAAAAAAAAAAAAAAUAGAGAAAAAAAAAGCAGUGUGUGUAAUUCACUGGAAUAUGAUAACAUUUUUAAAAUAAAAAAUACAAUUAUUAGAGAAAGUAAAUUAAUCAUGGAAAAAGAAAAUGAGAGUGAAGAAGCUAUGGAUAAAAUCGUAAAAAAAAACAGAUAUUUAUACAUUCAAAAAAAUAAUAUACAAGAAAACUAUGCAAUUCACAUAAAUGAUAAUAGUAAAAUUUGUACAAACGAACAAAGUUAUAGCCAUUCUGAAACAAAAGAAAAUGGCGUUAGCUCGUUCGAUUUCCAUCUACAAAAUAGUAAACAAACUGAACAAAAUCCACAAAUCAGCAAUAUUAUCGAAGUAAAGAAUAAACAUAAGCAUAGAAAAAGACAUAAUAAAAUCCCACAUACAAUUCCACUAUCACUUCUUUUUAAUAAAAUAAAUGAAAGACAUGUUAUAGAGAAAGAUAAAAUAAGCAAUUCUAGUAGUACUAUCGUAUAUAUUCGUAGAAAAAAUAAAUUAAAAAAAAUUUCAAUUUUAGAUCAUUUAAAAAAACUUAAUAAAAAAUGUCAAUUUAUUAAUUAUAUAUUAUAUAGUGAUUUACAUCAUGGAUAUCAAAAUGGAUCAAGGGGGACUCGAGUAAAUGUCGAUGAAGCUUCUAUAGCUAAAGUUGGACAUAAUGCUAAUAAUUUGAAUGAUAGAAAAAAUAAUAUAAUGACAAAUGUGCAAAAUAAUAAAUAUGUAGAUAUGAUAAAAUCUAAACAAGGAGUCAUAAACAAAACUGAUAUUAUAAAUGGUAACAAUGAACUUAUUAAAUUAUCGAGAAGUGUAGAAAACAAAUCAAUAAAUGUUAAUCAAAGCCAAUUAGAUUGUGUACAAAGUAAUGACAUGUAUGAAGAAAAAGAAAAUAAAAAAAAAGUGAAACAUGAUGAUAUAUAUAUUAAUAUAAAUAUGAGCAAAUUAUUAUAUAUAUAUAAAUGUAUGCAUAUACAAUGUAUGCAUAAUUUAACUCCUCUAUGCUCUCUCCUAAAUAACUAUAUACCUAACGAUUGUAGUAUAACGAAUUUUUUUAGCAAUUCAUAUAAUAAUUUUUUUGUUAAUAAUAUAUUUUUUCAUAAUUUUUUUUAUACUUAUGAUAAUAAUCUUGUUUUAUUGCUCAAUUCUGGAAACAUAGAUCCAGUUAGAUAUACAUGUACAGAAUUUGAAGAAUAUGAGAAUCGAAAUGAUUGCAAAACUAGUGGAAUUCCUCUAUUUUUAAAUCGUGAUAAUAAAAACCAAAUGUUGGAAAAGGAUACACAUCAAAAUUUAUGUCAAGUUUAUAAGGAUAAUGAAAAUCAUACACAAAUUAAUAAUCAAUCCAUAUUUAGGAGAAAUAAAUGUGAUGAAAAUAUAUUUCCAUUUUGUAAUACAAAGGAAUUAAACGAAAAGUUGAUAAAUAAUAUACAUAAAUACCAACCUGAAUAUGAAAUGAAAAAAAAUUUCACUAUUUCCAAAACAGCAGAAAAAUAUAUUGAAAAAAUAUUACUACUUUUAUAUAACAAUGUAGAUUUAAAUGAACGAGAUAAAAUAAAUGGAAAUAACAAACAUGUUUAUAAUAAAACAGGAGAUGAAGGAAAAAAAGAAUUUGAUAAUUUAUUUGAAUAUAUAGAUAAAAAUUUAAAUAAUUGUUUAAGAAAAAAAUAUAAUUUUAUUUAUAAUAUUACUGAUCAAAAAAAUAACUUAUCAUAUUUAAAAACUGGCGCAAUAAUAUCACAUCCAUUUUUACCUGUCUAUGCACUUGUACAUAUAAAUAAUGAAAAAAAAAUAAACACAGAUAAUGAAUUAGAUAAAUAUAAAUUUAAAAUAAGAUUAUGUAAAUUUACAAAUAAAUCAGAUGAUAUAUCAUAUAAAUAUGGAGACAUUAUUACAAGCAUUUUGUGGAAUACAAAUGGAAACUUAUUAAUCAUUUCUGACGAUCAGGGUUAUUUAUAUAUUUAUAAUAUAUUUUUAGGAAAUUUUAUACAACAAAAAAAGAAAAAGAAAUUACAUAAUAAUCAAGGUGAUAUAACAGGAACGAAUACAAAUAUAGACAACAACAUGAAUAGUUUAUCUUAUAGUGUUAAUAAUAGAAAACAAGAUAUAGUAAAAAAUAUAUCAAAAAGUAAAAAGAGUAACUCUAAUAAACAUUGUAAUAAAAAUGAAGCAUGUCAAGAUAAACAAACAAAUUAUUAUGAUAAAGAAACAGAUGGAAAUGAAGAAUAUUUUCACUAUGAUAAUGAAGAAGAUGAUGAAAAUAAUGGCGAAGAUAAUGAAUAUGAAUGGAUAGAGCAAUAUAGAGAAGAUAUAGAUGAAGAAGAAGAAUUUUAUGGGACUGAGGAAUAUGAUGAUGUUGAUGAAAUUGAAAAAGAUGGUGAAUUAGGAGAAUUUGAUGAACAUGUUAAACAAGCAAAAAAUAUAGAAUCUGAACAAAGAAAAAAUGAUAAUAAAUAUAACUUUACAAGUAGUGAAGCAAAAAAUUCUAAAAAGAAAAAAAGUGAUGAUACUAGUUUUGGAAGCAAAAUAAAAGGAAAUAAUAAUAAAAUAAAAAAUUUUUUUAAAGAUAAUUUUUUAAAAAAAAAUAAAAAUAAAAAUCCAUUGGAAAUUAGUGAAAAAAAUUGUGGGGUAAAAAUUAGUGAAAAAAAUCAAGAUGGAAAAAAAAAAAAAAAAAAAAAUAUAUAUAUUCAUAAAAAAGGAUAUAUUAUAAAAGAAGCCAUGUGUAUAGUUAAACUCCAUGAUGAAAUAAUUGAUGUUAAAUGUUUAGAUGAUAAUAAUUUUUAUUUAAUUACAAUUGGAAAAGGAAUAAACACAAAAUGUAUAAACAAUCACACAGCUUAUAUAAACUCAAAUUAUGUACAAGAUGAAUAUAAUAAAAAUAAUUUAAUUUCUCCAAAAGAAACUAGAAAUGUGGAAAAUAUCAAUAGUCAAGAUAAUUUUUCAAAAACAAACUUAGAAAAAGAUAAAAAUACUACCUUUUAUCGUAAUUUGAAUAAUACUAAAGGCAUACAUCAAAUUACAGUAUCUCACCAUUUUCAUAUAAAUAAUAACAUUCAUACAGAUCAACAAAAUGAAAUAGGAUAUGAAUAUAACAACAGUUACAUUUGCAAUGAUACAUAUACUACAUCUAGUAAACAAGAUGGACCGUCUUUUAAUAUGAUAAAGAAAUAUGGAGAUUUUGAAAAAUGGAAUAAAUCGAAUAGUAAGGAAAGUUGUUUUGAUCAAUGUUAUGAUAAUACAAAUGGAAACAAUUUGCAUUUCAAAAAAAAAAAAAAAAAUUAUAAAGAGAUUGAAAGGAAAAGUGCUAAUAAUAUUGACACAUUUUUAAAUCUUCAUGUUUUUAAAAAAAAACAUUCGUAUUUUAAAUCUCGAUUUUUUUAUUUUGAUUCACCAAAUAUAGUAUUUUUCAAUAAACAUAAGAAAUUAAAAAAUAUAUUACAAGAAAAUUUGUGUAUAUGUGUGUGGGAUUUAUGUUCAAUGCUAACAAAUGAACAAAAAAUAUAUUUAUUGAAUAAACAAAAUAUGAGUAUUGAUGAAAAUAGGAAUGUUCAUGAUAUAGGUGGGAAUGGAGUUUCGAAUAAUAUUAGCUUUGAAGUUGAGGCAGAUAUUUCAAAAGAUAAUAAUAUAAAUAAGGAAAAAAAUAAAAAAUUACAAAAAAUUAUUUUACACCCAACACUUAUAUGUAUUAUUAGUAAUAUAUCAAAAUAUAAAAAUCAAAUAAACAAAAAUAAAAAUUCAGAAAAUGAAAAUUUUAUAACUUCUUUUUGUUCUUGGAUACGUCCUAAUAAUUAUAUGCACAAAAUUGAAAAUCCAUUUGAAAAAGAGCAAAAUGAAAAAAUAAAAAAACAACAAAAAAGAGUUCAAAAAAAUUAUUAUAGUGAUCAAAUUGUGAAAAGUUCUAAAAUCCCAAAUCAGAGUAGCCCAAAUGAUUUCCCAAAUAGUAGUAUAGUCCGUAGUAUUAAACAAAAUAAAAAUAGUAAAAUAAUAAUAAAAUCUAAAAAAACAAAUAAACAAAAAAAAAGCAUAUUUUGGAACUUUUUCAAAAAUAAAAUAUAUUCAAAUAACUUCUCUGGGGACUCUUAUAUAUUUUAUGGAGAUCAAAUGGGAUAUAUACACAUUAUUCAUUUGCAAAAAUAUAAAGAAAUUUUAUGUUUUAAGGCAUUUGAUAUUCCUAUAUUUAAAAUAUUUAUAACAAAAACAGAUGUGAUUACUAAGUUAUUAAUUUUGGCGGACAUUAAACUACGAAUAUACGAAAUCGUGACGCCACGUGAAAUAUGUUUUAUAAAAGAAGUUGAAAUAAAUCAUGAGUUGUGUCCCAAAAAAUGUAUUUGUGAAGAAAAUCUAAAUGAACUAAAAGAAAAAAGAAAAACUGAAGAAAACGAGAAUGAAGGAAUGUCGAUAUUUAAUUUGUCAUAUUUUUUAUCAUCAAAUUAUCAUAAAAAAAAUAACACAAAAAGUGAAGAAAAAGCUAAUUUAAUAAAUAAUAUAUCAAAAAAUAAAAUAAAUUUUGAAAAUCCUAAUAUUUUAAAUGAGACAUUAUCAACGUUUGAUAACAUAACACAAACAAAAAAUAAAACAAAUACAAAUAUAUCAAAAGAAUCUUAUAAUAAUAUAAAAAAAAAUAACACUAUAUAUAAAAAUUCUAUAAGUAAUUCAUCUUUUGGUUCAAUUCAUAAUUUUAAAAAUAUGUCUGAAAGUGAUGAUGAUGAAAAUAAUAACAAAGAUUCUUAUCAAAGUGUUAUAAUUGGAGGUAUAAAUUUUGGAUAUUUAGGUCUUAAUUUUUCGAAAUUUAUUAAUAAUAAAAAAAAUAAAAAAAUAAUUGAUGCUUAUUUAUUAACAAAUUCACAUUUAGUUACUAUAUCAAGCAAUGGGACAAUUAUUUUGAUUAAAAUUUAG